CUUUCCCUUGUCCUUCUCGCGAACGAUAUAAUAAAAUCCGUCUCCUUCCCUCUCUACUCUCUCUCUCUCUCUCUCUCUCUAUAUCUAUUGUUUAAGAUAUAUAAUAUAAUAUGAUCGCAAAUAUGGGGAGCGUUUCCGUUUUGUUAUGGAAGGACUGGGGGAGCUAGCAGGAGGGAACAGAACAGACUCGUCGCCGGAGAUUAUGCAAGCUGAUCAACGCUGCCGACGAUGACGGAGGUCUACUGCAGAAUGCUGAACCAGGACAACGACGACUCGCCCGAGAAGUGCCGCCAGAGGCGCCGCCGCAGGAUCCAGAUGCGCCGCCUCUCCUCCCUCUCCACCGCCGGAUCGCACCUCGCCGCGUCUGCCAUCAGCCUCAAGGAAGCCGCCGACCCCGCUCCCGAGCCCGUCGAGCUCACGAGGGAGGGGAAGCGGCCUCGUUCGUCGGAGGGUGCCGUCCAGGGCCUCCCUAACUCCUCGCCGUCUUCGUCGGGAGACGACGCGAACCACCCGGCGGACCAGAGGCGUCACAGGGAGCCGGUGUACGGGAUGAUGUCGGUGACGGGGAGGUCCAGGGAGAUGGAGGACGCUGUGGACGUGCGGACGCCGCUCUGCCGCCCGGAGAUUACCCGCCGGUUGCCGGUGCAUUUCUUCGGCGUGUUUGACGGACACGGCGGCGCCCAUGUGGCAGCGCUGUUGAGCUUGAAGAUGCACGCGUUCAUGGAGGAGGAGUUGAUGCGGCUGAGGCACGCCGAUGAGAAUAAUGGGGACGGGUCCGGAGGCAGCGGUGGCGGCAGCUCGACGAAGCAGCAGCCGAGGGAGGAGCAGGAGGCCGGUGGAGGAGGAGAGGAGAAGUGGAGAGAGGUGAUGAGAAGGGCGUUCAAGAGGGCGGACGAGCUGGCGAUGGCGACGUGCCCCUGCGAAAGCGUGGGGUCGCGGUGUAGCUGUCACCCAAGGGAGGUGGCGCUCGGCGGGUCAACGGCGGUCGUGGCCCUACUGACGCCAGACCACAUUAUCGUUGGCAACUGCGGCGACUCACGCGCCGUUCUCUGCAGAGGCGGGAGGGCCAUACCUCUCACGCACGACCACAAGCCUGACAGGUCAGAUGAACUCGCUAGGAUCCAAGCUUUGGGCGGCCGAGUGAUCUGUCUAAAUGGAGCUAGGGUUGAAGGUAUCCUUGCGAUGUCCCGUGCAAUAGGGGACAAGUACUUAAAACCUUACGUGACAGCGGAACCAGAGACCACAAUUCUAAGGAGAGAUCCAAGGGAUGAAUUCUUGAUCAUUGCGAGCGACGGCCUGUGGGAUGUGCUGACGAACGAGCUGGCUUGUGAGAUAACCUCUCGGUGCCUGCAGCAAGGAAGCCCUCCUCCAGCCAUAGACCUUAACUCCGGGCCCCACCCAGAGGAGGAGAGAGGCCAUGCUCUGCACCCCACAAGCGCACUUGCUGCAGCGCUAUUGACCCGACUCGCCCUUGGGAGGAAGAGCUUAGACAACAUCAGCGUGAUAGUUGUCGAUUUGAAGCGGAGCUAAGUAGAAUGAGAAGGUAAAAAGUUACCUUCUUCUGUAUAGUUAGUUAGUUCUCUUUGAUCAGAAAAGCAAAACUUGCCUGUGGUAAUAAAAGUUAGUUGCUCUUUAAUAUUACAAACAGAAACAGUUAGACCAAAACCUUUCCGGAAUUAGACCUUUUCAGAGUUUGUUCUUCGAUUCCCAAAAUGGGGAGGCCGAAGCGUGUUUUGUAAAUGAUGUAGCGAGGUGAAUCACAAAUAUCUGAGGCAAAAGAAGUUUCGAAUUUCAUAUCAAUUUUACGCUCUGUGUUCCACUUGUA
Messenger RNA from Punica granatum (pomegranate), 1825 nucleotides. Lineage: Eukaryota; Viridiplantae; Streptophyta; Magnoliopsida; Myrtales; Lythraceae. The record is from RefSeq and is a predicted model, not a curated record.